Messenger RNA from Dentiscutata erythropus, 1797 nucleotides. The record is from the annotation of a GenBank genome assembly. NCBI's taxonomy places the organism in Eukaryota, Fungi, Glomeromycota, Glomeromycetes, Diversisporales, Gigasporaceae.
AUGAAAAUAAUCUACCUUAUAACAUUCAUAUUUAUUUUAUUUAUAACCAGUAGCGCAUAUUCACCACGUAACGAAAAUCUCAAUGCAUGUGAUAAGCUUGAUGAAUAUGUUAAUUCAAUUUAUUCGGAAGAACAAUUUCUUAAUUAUUCGGACGUAAAAGCUUGUUAUGAAUUAACCCCGUAUAAUGAAACAAAAGCAAUUGAGAUAAUAGAUGCAGUGAAGGAAAAUCUUAAAGGAUUCUAUGUAUUCCUAGAUCAAGCAAAAGAACAACCAAAUUCAUGGUUUACUUUUCGACCUAUUGAUCUAAUAUCUGAAUUAGAUUUGAUAUUAAAGAAUAAUUAUUCGUAUGAAUUUCAAUUUAUUUAUGAUGUCGCGGAUCUUAUUGGGGAAUUGAGAGAUGGACACACUUGGCUCUCUUCUAGUAAUUAUCACAAAUAUACUUUUUAUCAAGGACUUUCAUUGUAUUCUGUGAUUAAGAAAGACUGCACACAGCAAAUUAAAGUUUUUAAUGACGUAGAUCCUAGUACCAUAGACUGUCAAGUUAUAGAUAUAGAUGACAGACCGGCGAUUGAUGUAAUUAUUGAAUUUGCUAAAAAUAACACAAGUUGGUCAAGAGAUUUGAGCGUUAGGUUUAAUUCAGCUCUUGCAUCACUUUCUUUCGGAAAUGGUGAUUUUCAUAUUUUUGGACAAUUAUUCACAUUACGAACUCAAUUACCAAAAAAUCCAAAUAUUUCUUAUACACUCAAUUGUAAUAAUAAAAUCUCUAAAAUUACUCGAGAAUGGCAAGUUCCUAUUAAUGAUAAAUCUAAUAUAAUUAGGCAAUAUAAAUCUCCAUAUAUUAGUGGAACUUCAGUCGGAAAAGCAACUUUAAUCUUUGAUGCAUUUAUUGCAAGAUUUUAUAUAUUACAAGAUUUUGGUGUGGUCUUGAUUUCAACUGAAACUAUUUUAAAUGAUGACGAUAAUCUUAAAUAUCGUUUUCUGUCUGACAUAAUUGUUGGAUUUAAAUUGCUUGCAGAUAAAGGGAUUGAAAAAAUUGUUUUGGACUUAAGUAAUAACGGUGGUGGCGAUGUCUUUGUUGCACACUAUAUAAAUAAGCUCUUAUUUCCUAAUAUACAAAAUUUUCCAUUGGAUAUGAAGGUUAAUAAUAUCUCUAUGCCAUUCAUAGAAGAAGUGUCAAAGCUUAAAAGUCAAGUUGGGGCUCUAUUUCAUUAUAAAACGUUUAUUUCUAUAAAUACAGACAAAUCAUUUAAUAGCGUUAUGAAAUUUAUUGGAAAUAAUACAUAUACUCGUGGCGGUAUACAGCUUAAAUUUACAUCAAAAGCAUUUCUUGAUGAAGCAUCAAUUUACGGUGGAACUUUAGAACUUCCAACACCUCCAAAGCUUCCUUGGACUGAAAAGGAUAUUAUAAUUUUGACAAAUGGAAUAUGUAUUUCAUCAUGUUCAAUUAUAACUCAACGGUUAGCAGAAAUUAAUGUUCCAACCAUAUCAGUUGGUGGAUUUCCAAAUACUCGGUUUUCCUUUGCUUCAUCUAGUGGCGGUGCCUCAUUUUCUACUGAUUCGAUUGUAACUUACCUUACACAACUUAAAAAUCUUGAUAAUUCUUUAAUUUCUAAUUUAACUUUUCCUUCGAAUUUAACUUUAGAUUUUACCAUGGCUGAAGCUUAUAGUAUUAAGAAUACAAAUGAAGUUUUGGAUUUUUCCUUUAGGCCAGCAGACUAUCAAUUAUAUUAUGACGAACGAAGUGCUAGAGAUCCAAGUUAUUUAUGGAUACAGGCUGCAAAAUAUAUUGGAAAGUAA